AUGGUUAAGACAAGUCGGACAAAGGGAAGGGGAGAACGUCCACUGAAGCUCAACCCCUCUUCUCCCUUGCCCUUUGUUUUAGAAUACUUUGAAGAAACUUUCAACAUUAAACCGCAAGAAAUUAACCAAAUCGAAUCCGAAUUAAGUCAUUCUUUUGACAUUUGGUUUCAAAUGUUAAGUUUAUUGAAACCUUUCAAAUUAACUCCCGAACUAGAGCCAAAUUAUGAGAAAGUGCACGAAUUAUUUAAGUGGAUUACAAACAGAUCGAAACAUACUUUAACUUGCACGUUAACAACGUUUACUGAAACGAACGGUCCUCCCAAACAAAAAUAUAUUCAGAUGACAAACAGACUUAAAAGAGAAUUCGAAAAUAUUCUUAAAAAUGAUGCGAUAUUUCUAUAUCCUUGCCAUCCACAAACGGCUAUUUUUCAUCACGAAUCACUGCUAAAGAUGUAUAAUAUCGGAUAUACAGCAAUUUUCAAUGUGCUUGGUUUUCCCGUAACGCAAUGUCCCUUGGGUUUGAGUUUGAAAGGAUUACCUUUGGGAAUACAAGUUGUCGGUGGUCUCGAUCAAGAUCAUCUAACGAUAGCUGUGGCCAAGCAAUUGGAAAAAGCUUUCGGAGGUUGGAGAAAUCCUAACAGUAAUCAAAUUUUAUUAUAAAUUCGAAUUUAUGUAACGUGCCUUCAAAGAUAAAAAUAGCAAGUUUAUAGUUCAAAUAUUAUACAAGUACUGCAUAUUUCAUUGCAGUUUAUUAUAAUUUGUGUUGCCUACUUUCGAAACAUACCACGCUACU
Molecule: messenger RNA, 793 nt
Organism: Centruroides sculpturatus (bark scorpion)
Lineage: Eukaryota; Metazoa; Arthropoda; Arachnida; Scorpiones; Buthidae
Product: fatty-acid amide hydrolase 2-A-like
Exons: 2
Coding region: 1-660 (219 amino acids)
Source: RefSeq, a predicted model, not a curated record